Messenger RNA from Seriola aureovittata, 1105 nucleotides. Its product is annotated as olfactory receptor 1-like. Gene Ontology annotation, biological process: G protein-coupled receptor signaling pathway. The transcript has 4 exons. Gene Ontology annotation, cellular component: membrane. Gene Ontology annotation, molecular function: olfactory receptor activity; G protein-coupled receptor activity. The record is from RefSeq and is a predicted model, not a curated record. Bases 86 to 1084 code for a protein of 332 amino acids. NCBI's taxonomy places the organism in Eukaryota, Metazoa, Chordata, Actinopteri, Carangiformes, Carangidae.
ACUGAUACAUCUCAAAGUCUAUGUCCCUCUCUGUCAUGUGCCGUAACUGUACUGCUAAUACUGUCUGCCUGACUCUGCCUUCAGUAUGUUUCAGGUGGAUGAGAACUACACACGUGUGUCAGAGUUUGUUAUUGUGGGCUUCCCAAGUCUCCAGCCGGAGUAUUUUGUCCUAGUGGCGUGGUUGUUCUUCUUCCUCUAUGUGACCACAGCGGUGGGCAACCUCCUGCUGGUAGUGAUGUUUACUUUGGAGCGCAGUCUCCAUGAGCCCAUGUACAUCAUCAUGGUCAGCCUGGCCCUCUCAGAUAUAGGUUUUGCCACAGUGGCUUUACCCAAACUAAUUGCUCGCUACUGGUGGAAUGAUGGGAGUCUUGGCUUUCACACUUGCUUCUUCCAAAUGCACAUGAUCCACUAUUUUGGCUCCUUGAAUUCUCUGAUUUUAUUGACCAUGGCCCUGGACAGAUAUCUGGCCAUCUGUUUUCCUCUCAGAUACCCGACAAUGAUGACGAACCAAACCAUGGCAGGCUUGACUCUCUUCUGCUGGGGGAUAGCUCACAUCUUCCCUGGCAUUAGCACCAUCAACUUUUCCUUGAUGCCGUUUUGUGGACCCAACAAAAUCAUACAAGCCUUCUGUACCACCAUGUCGCUCAAAUCUCUAGUGUGUGUGGACACCAGUCGACAAUACAGUCUUGCCUUUGCUGUAGCAAUGUUCAUUCUUUAUGUUCCUUUAGCAUUCAUCAUCUUCUCUUACAUUUGCAUCGUCAUCUCAGUAUUGCGCAUGGCCAAAGGACAGGGGAGAAUGAAGACCUUCUCUACCUGUGCCACCCAAGGCUGUAUCAUUUCUAUCUACUACAUACCACGUUUCUUUGUCUACGUCACACCUUUCAUUCCUAACCUGACAAUGACUCCCGACAAGAGUAUAGCUACCACCGUCUUCUACAGUCUUUUCCCUCCAGUCAUCAACCCGUUCAUCUACUGUCUGAGAACCAAGGAGAUCAAGCAAAUAUUCAGACGCUGGCUGCAGAAAAGAAAGGGUGUCAUGCCGACAAAGCAUGGCCAAAUUGUUGCUGUCACCAUGUCAAACUGACAAAUCAUCCAUCACCCUGUA